UUAGCUAGUUCAAGCAGUUGCAGCCUAGGUAUAGGGUUGUUCUUCACCUGUAGUGAUCAACAGUGACAGUUCAUCAGGAUGGCUGCAGAGCCUGGCCGAGUACUGAAACCUGUCAACAGUUCUAGUGGUCCAGAUCUCACUGCUGCAGUCAAACCAAGUACAAGUGGUGGAGCCAAGACCAAGGAGAAAACUCAAACUACAUCUGUGACGGAAGCAGCAAGGAAAAAAUGGACUUUGGAAGACUUUGAUAUAGGAAGACCAUUGGGUAAAGGAAAGUUUGGGAAUGUAUAUCUGGCCAGAGAGAAAUCGACUAAAUAUGUUGUUGCACUUAAGGUGCUAUUUAAGUCACAAUUACAGAAAGCUGGUGUUGAGCAUCAGCUUCGACGAGAGAUAGAAAUACAGUCCCAUCUGAGACAUCCAAACAUCUUGAGGUUGUUUGGAUAUUUCCAUGACAAAUCCCGUGUUUAUCUCAUCCUGGAGUAUGCACCUAAAGGAGAGCUUUACAAGGAGCUGAUGAAGGACAAAAGAUUUGAUGAGAAGAGAACAGUUAAUUAUAUAAACCAGUUGGCCAGCGCCUUGCAGUAUUGCCACAGUAAAAAGGUCAUCCACAGAGACAUCAAACCAGAAAACCUCCUUCUCGGUCAUACAGGGGACCUCAAAAUUGCUGACUUUGGCUGGUCAGUCCAUGCACCAUCAUCCAGGAGGACCACAUUGUGUGGCACAUUAGAUUACCUACCACCAGAAAUGAUUGAGGGCAAACUUCACGACGAAAAGGUGGAUCUGUGGAGCCUUGGUGUGCUAUGUUACGAGUUCCUUGUGGGAAAGCCUCCAUUUGAGGCAGAGACGAAUUCUGACACAUACAGACGGAUAACGAAAGUUGAUCUUCAGUUCCCACCAUAUGUAUCUUCUCCAGCUAAAAAUCUUAUCACAAAUCUGCUGAAACGUGAUCCAAAUCAGCGGAUUACUUUAGACAAAGUGCUGGAACAUCCCUGGAUCAAAGACAAUUUACAUCCUGUAACAUCCUAGUCUAUAAUUCUUUCUCUAAAGCAUUUUUGUGAUCGUCAGGACAACAUGUCUGUAUUCUCAGGAUAGACAUGUCUUUAUUUUCAAGAAGUGGAGGUUACCUGUGUAACUUAUGCAACGGAAAUUCCAGGUUUUGGAUGUUGAAGGAGAUUAUUGAUGUAUCUUGUGGAAGUGGUAUGGAUCACAAAGACAUCCUUGACACCGUGGGAGAGAGGAGACGUUGUAUAUUGUGAUAAUUUAUUGACUUUAGAUACCAUUUACUCAGGAAUUUCUGCUCCUGAUGCCAGCCACAUGUUUUUUCUGCUCUUUACCUUUUACAUUUUGGUGGUUGAUAUCUUUACUCAAAAGAAUUUUUUGAAAUAAUUCUUAUCACGAAAUACUGCACUGUUAUCAAGAUACUCAAAAGGUGUGAAUAUUUUUAGUAGUUAAAGAGUGUUUUUUAAUAAGGGAUGAUGAAUACGUUUUUGUGGAUAUAUAUCAAAAUCAUUUGAUGCCAGAAGUGUAACAUUUAAAGGGAAAUGCUAAAUUUAACAGUCCUUGUCUAAUAUAGCAAUCUAUUGGUUUUAAAAACACUGGAUCAGUUUGGCUGAAGAAAAAUGUUUCUUUCAUGAAAUGUACAUUGACCUCAAUUCUUUUGAUAUGUUGUGAAAUGUUUGAUAGAAAUUAUGAGAAUCACAUAAUUUGUUUUGUGUGGCCUAUAGGUUAAACUAAUGACAGGAACACGUGACAUUUUAUUGAUUGCAGUGCUAUUUAUUGUCUCUAGUUGGAUUUGAUGUGUAUCCACAAGUUAAGUCGUUUCAUAGGGAAAAAAAUCUUGUCAUUAUUAUAUCUUCAUUUUAUGAUAUGAUUAGUGAGGUCAAAAUCAAUGCAAACCGGUCGUUUUUAAAGUGGACUAGCAGGGAUGUCUUAAUAGUGCAUCAUAAAAUACAGUCAUUAAGGGAUUGAACAAAAAUUAUCUUAAUAUUUGAGAUACCCUUUAGGGAGGUUUCAUUGCAUGAAACUCUUCAUUUACAAUUACUUUCAUUGAGCAGGGAUCUUCCACUGUCAAGCUAACAGGAGAGUUAUUUGUGGAGUUUUGCUAAUCCCACAAAGUCAUUCCUUAAACAUGUCUUUGAUCAGAUGUUUGGUUUUGUUUUGGUUAUUAAAUGAUGAAUGCACAUAAAAUCAGAUCAAGUACAUGUUUAAUCAUUCAUCAAAAAUGGAAUCAAAUAUGUCACAGGUGUUGCUUACAUAGUCAUUUAAUUGAAAGUCUUAUAUCACCAUUUUAACCUUAUGUAUGUUCUCUUCAAAUUGAUGUAAUGAUGAUGUCUUGCUGUUUGUCUAUUCUGGUUUUUACCAGUGAGUGUCUGUACCAAGCUCUUGUGCGAGACAUUUAAUUUCAGGCAUAAUACGCAAAAAAAAUGUCAAGGUGUGAACUUGAAGCAUAAUCGUACUCGUUUUGUAUAGAUUUACUGUAUUUUAACUGGUUAUUUAGAAAUCAUCAAUCUGAUACAAACUUCUGUAAAUAAAUAUAAACAAAACUGUAUGUGUGAUGACUUCAACGACAGCAGAAUAAAGGUUGGUAAAAAUAGACUAAGGUACACAUUUGUGUAUCUACUUACGGUAAUUAAACAGGCGAUGACAUAUUGGCAACACAUCUCGGUAAUGAAAAGUUGAAUAGCCUUUUCAGAUUAGAAAAAACAAAACAAAUGAUUGUUUUCAUGCCAAAUUUUAAAAAGAUUUAUACGAAUAUUGCUAUUGAGUUAUGUAAAACAUUUGUAUGUGUUUAACUCUUUUAAAAUAUAUAUACCCACUGGUGAUGACCCCUUGAUACUGAAGGGACCAAAAUACCUGCUUCUUCUAUUUAAACUUUCCUGAAGUCUUUCCUCUCUACUUAUUCUGACAAGGAUUAUUGAAGACAUGUAGGUACCAGUAUGUUUAUUGAAUAGAAUUAUCAAAUGAAAUAACUUACGAUUGUUUAACAAAUUAACAAAUAAUAAGAAUGCUGUUUUGAUUGUGAUUGGGUGGCACAGUUAUAAUGUAUGUGCCUUCUCGUGUCAGGUGAUCAGAGUUGGUGAUCCUCAGGGAUCAGAAAUGUAGAUUAGGCCACCUGCCCGAGCAUGUCGUUCCCUAUGAUAAAUAAGACCUGUACUUCCAUCUGAGCUAACAAGAUUGAUCGACGUACAUUUGUAAUAUAAUUUAAAUGUUUAGCAAAAAUUCAGUAUAAAAAUAGGGUUAUUAAACUUUUUUCUGCGGUCUUCUUUUAACCAACACCACUAAGUCAGCAAAGCAUUUGCAUUGAUAUAAAAUAUUACAAGUUUCCCAAAGAGCAGUCUUGAAUUAAAGAAAAUUACAAAUUUGGGGGCACUGAAUUGUUUGGAUAUAGUUUGCAGUGCUAGAAGUUGCUUAUUGCCAAAGAUAUAUUCCAUGCCUGUCUAGGAAGUUGAUAUAUACACCAGUAUUUCUUAUUAUUCAUUUCAUGAUUGUAUUACACAGCAUGCCUAUGAUCUCUCAUUGAACUGUCCAGAACUUAUUGUCAGUGUAAAACAUAUCUGUGUGCCUGUUCUUUGUGUGGGUUUUUUUUUUCUUUUUUCCAUUUUCAGAUGAAAUCUUUUCGAAAGGAAAUUCAUGUGUAUUAGAUGACAUUUUUUUCUGUGAAAUUAAUUAUGUGUUCUCCUACUUUGCAAAAGCUGUUGAUGCCAAAAUUAAACAUUCUCUUACCCAACAAGUAAAACUACAAAUUUUAGAGGCCAUUUGCUAUUCUUAGUUCAUCAUGAAUGUAACAUUGUGUGAGUAAUAUAUGAGUAUAAAUGACGUAUUUCUCUUGGUAAGUUGAUGUUAUGUAUGACAAAUAAAAUGAUGUAAUGUGAUAUUGAUACACAUGCAUAUUUCUAUUAUGUAAAUAA
This is a messenger RNA of Ylistrum balloti, 3908 nucleotides long. Its product is annotated as aurora kinase A-like. Gene Ontology annotation, biological process: regulation of cytokinesis; mitotic spindle organization; protein phosphorylation. The record is from RefSeq and is a predicted model, not a curated record. NCBI's taxonomy places the organism in Eukaryota, Metazoa, Mollusca, Bivalvia, Pectinida, Pectinidae. Gene Ontology annotation, cellular component: spindle pole centrosome; spindle microtubule; chromosome passenger complex. Gene Ontology annotation, molecular function: protein kinase activity; ATP binding. The transcript has 8 exons. Bases 79 to 1026 code for a protein of 315 amino acids.